Messenger RNA from Parnassius apollo (apollo), 531 nucleotides. The record is from the annotation of a GenBank genome assembly. NCBI's taxonomy places the organism in Eukaryota, Metazoa, Arthropoda, Insecta, Lepidoptera, Papilionidae.
AUGUUAGUACCACUUUCCGAAAUUAAAAGGAAAAAGGAAACCUUGUUAGCAGCUUUCCGGCUGAAUCAUAAAAAAGUUGUCGCCUCUCUUAAAUCUGGUGCCGGAGAAGACGAGGUGUUUAAACCUAUAUGGGUUAUUUAUGACGCUUUAGCGGCCUUUAUGAUCGACGUGUAUGAGUGCAAGUCGGUACUUGUUACGGCGGACAAAGUCGAUAUAGAAGAAGAAGGUGCUGAUGAAAUCCCGGACAUGCAGCAGUCUACGCAGGGGCAAGAAUCAAGUAUUACGGUGUCUAUCCCAGAUCAAAAACGGUGCAGUACAAAACUGCCUGAACUCGCAGAAACCAAUGCACAAAUAAAAUCAACGCUAUAUACCCUUAAUGACGUAUUAACGGUUAACAGGAAUAGAGGUGGGAAAGUUGAAGAGGACGAUUGUGAUCUCUAUGGUAGGCUUCUGGCCAAAGCGCUGAGAGAAUUUAGCGCCAUCGACAGACUAGAACUGAGAUAUGAAACAGAUGGUUUAAUAAUAAAGUAA